Messenger RNA from Pseudogymnoascus verrucosus, 640 nucleotides. RefSeq lists its product as uncharacterized. The record is from RefSeq and is a predicted model, not a curated record. The coding region runs from base 227 to 640 and encodes 137 amino acids. The transcript is spliced from 2 exons. Lineage: Eukaryota; Fungi; Ascomycota; Leotiomycetes; Thelebolales; Thelebolaceae. Gene Ontology annotation, molecular function: peroxiredoxin activity.
CAGUCCAGUCGGGGAGCGUACCGAGACCCGCGGAAGUAUCGGUUGUGUUGGAGGCAGUUCGGCAGUGCCGUGAAAGCGGGAAUGGGUGCCGCCAUAGCUAAAUUUGGUUUGAUUUCGGCAAAGGUCAUUAUAAGUAAAGCUAUGGCACGUAACUUUCCCAUAAACUAUACCCAUCGCCCACAUUUACAAUAAUCACUUACAAAGUUAUAACUUUUGAACCUAAAUUAUGUCUACCGAAUCUUCAGCACCAUCUGAUGCGAUGAAGUUGGGGAUUGAGAUGAGGAGGAAAGUCCUAGGGGAGGCUUUACUCUCAAAGCUGAAGCCAGCCGGCGAGCCAGACAUUUUCACCAAGACAAGCUCAGAAUUCAUAACAGAAGUCUGCUUUGCGUCAUAUGCCCGCCCCGGUCUCGAGCUCAAGCAAAGGUCGCUAUUGAACAUUGGUAUCUUAACGGCACUUGGUCGAGGCCCGGAGUUGACGAUUCACGUCCAGGCUGCGCUCAAUGUUGACCUGACUGAAGAGGAGAUCUGCGAGGCAAUUAGGCACACGAUGAUUUAUACUGGUGUGCCUGCAGGCCGGGACGCGUUUUUGAUUGCCAGCGCUGUUAUUGCGGAAUUGAAGGCAAGCGGAGAGCGUAAAUAA